AUGUCUCUUCCCCUUAAUGAACAUGACCCAGAGUUGUUUGACAUCAUCGAGAAGGAAAAGGCUCGUCAGUACCGCAGUUUGGAACUCAUCGCCUCAGAGAAUCUCACAUCUCGUGCCGUGAUGGAAUGUCUCGGUUCAUGUCUCACGAAUAAAUACGCAGAGGGAGAGUGCGGUAAUCGUUACUAUGGUGGAACGGAAUAUGUGGAUAUGGUGGAAAAUGCCGCGAAGACUCGUGCCUUGCAGGCCUUCUCACUAGAUGAGAAUGAAUGGGGUGUGAAUGUACAACCCUACAGUGGAUCACCAGCCAACUUCGCCGUUUACACAGCACUUCUACAACCGCAUAGUCGAAUUAUGGGACUGGAUCUCCCCUCUGGUGGUCAUCUCACACAUGGUUUCUACACAGCAAAGAAGAAGAUCAGCGCCACAUCUGUGUAUUUUGAAUCCUUUCCCUAUAAAGUGGAUGCGGAUGGUGUGAUUGACUACACACAUCUUGAGGAAUUCAGUGAGGUGUUUCGACCGGCAAUGAUUAUCAUAGGUGCUUCUGCAUAUUCACGUGAUUAUGAUUAUCCACGUGUGCGUGCCCUCUGUGAUCAUCUUGGAUGUUUACUCUUUAUGGAUAUGGCUCAUACCGCCGGACUGAUUGCGGGUGGUGUGCUGCAGUCACCAUUUCCCUAUGCUGAUAUAGUGUCCACCACCACACAUAAAUCUCUACGUGGCCCACGAUCGGGAAUGAUUUUCUUCCGCAAGAAGGAUCGCAAUGGUAAUCCCACAGACUUUGAGAGUCGUGUUAAUCAGGCAGUUUUUCCUGGAUUACAAGGUGGACCACAUAUGCAUCAAAUUGCAGGAAUUGCGACACAAAUGAAAGAGGUAUGUGAUCCGGCAUGGAAGACAUAUGCACAACAAGUUGUACGUAAUGCGAAGACCUUGGCGGCGGAAUUAAUUGCACGUGGUCAUCGUCUGGUAUCAGAAGUGACAGAGAAUCACAUUGUGUUGUGGAAUGUCCGUCAUCUCGGGUUAACAGGAAAUAAGGUGGAGAAGUUAUUGGAUCUUGUUUCUAUCAGUGCAAAUAAGAAUGCCAUUCCUGGAGAUAAGAGUGCCCUUACACCGGGUGGAGUGCGACUCGGCACAUGUGCCUUAACCACACGUGGAAUGGUGGAGUCUGAUAUGGCACAAGUGGCGGACUUUCUUCAUCGUGCGGCCACAAUUUGUGUGGAGUUGCAAUCGCAAGUUGGGCCUAAACUGAAAGAUUUUGUGGAGGCGAUGCAUGCAAGUGAAGCCGUGCGGCAGCUGCGUGUUGAAGUGGAACGCGUGGCGACAUCACUUUAUAUUCCUGGUAUUGACUGCAACACCCUCCGGUAUAAGGAUGGCAUUCCAGAGACUGCAUAG
Molecule: messenger RNA, 1386 nt
Organism: Trypanosoma theileri
Lineage: Eukaryota; Euglenozoa; Kinetoplastea; Trypanosomatida; Trypanosomatidae
Product: serine hydroxymethyltransferase
Exons: 1
Coding region: 1-1386 (461 amino acids)
Biological process (GO): L-serine catabolic process; tetrahydrofolate interconversion; folic acid metabolic process
Cellular component (GO): cytoplasm
Molecular function (GO): zinc ion binding; serine binding; glycine hydroxymethyltransferase activity
Source: RefSeq, a predicted model, not a curated record